Molecule: messenger RNA, 4041 nt
Organism: Schistocerca serialis cubense
Lineage: Eukaryota; Metazoa; Arthropoda; Insecta; Orthoptera; Acrididae
Product: DDB1- and CUL4-associated factor 7-like
Exons: 1
Coding region: 610-1644 (344 amino acids)
Cellular component (GO): nucleus
Molecular function (GO): protein binding
Source: RefSeq, a predicted model, not a curated record
CACGAAGUUGAUGUUUAUGUUUGUAAUGUAUGUGCGUGUUUGUCAUUGACCUUUGUAAUGUGCGCGUUUUGUACUGUAUGUACGGUCCACCGUGUGUUAGCAGUAUGAGAACAAACUUCAGAAAGAAAAUUGAAGACUUCAGCUUGGAAAUGAAGAGACAUUCAGUAUCUAAUAGAAGUGUUCACUACGAAUAACAACGGGAAUUUUGCAUCCGAAUUUGAAUUGAACUUCAAGAUAUCACUGUAUGCGUCGUUCCCAAGAAUUGUACCAUGCAGUCUUCGGGACAGAGACGUCUCCGUAUAAAUGCUGUGCGUGGGAAAUCAUGCUUCAUGUCUGAGAUCUUCGAAAGUCCGUAAUGCCACGCCGGUAUUGAUUGCACGUAUAUUUCGGAAAUUUAUUAUGUUCGCGUUACAGAAACACUUUUAAAUUUUGGAUCAAAAAGCUUGAAUCUGUAAUUUUAUCGUACAGUAUGUUAUUUCACUUUCUAAAGAACCUUGUGUUGCGUAUAUUAUGUGUGACGUGAAUACUUAGAAUUAGCAUAGUAUCUGUACGUUUCAGUUAUAUACGCAACAAAUUCUCUCUCUCUCUCUCUCUCUUUCGUACACAACAAUGGCGAGUUUUCCAAAACGUAAGGAGAUAUAUAAAUACGACGCACCGUGGCCUCUGUAUAGUGUGAACUGGUCUUUAAGACCAGACAAACGUUUCCGUCUAGCAUUGGGUAGUUUUGUGGAGGAAUACAAUAAUAAGGUACAGAUUGUGUCUUUAGAUGAAAAUGCAUCAUCAGAAUUCACUGCUAAAAGUACUUUUGAUCAUCCAUACCCCACAACCAAAAUAAUGUGGAUACCAGAUAGUAAAGGAGUGUUCCCCGACCUCCUCGCAACAAGUGGUGAUUACUUACGUGUGUGGCGGGCAGGAGAGCCAGAAACUAGGCUAGAAUGUGUGCUAAAUAAUAACAAGAAUUCGGACUUUUGUGCACCAUUGACUUCAUUUGACUGGAACGAGGUAGAUCAGAAUCUAAUUGGAACGUCUAGUAUUGAUACUACUUGUACAAUUUGGGGCCUAGAAACAGGGCAGGUAUUGGGCCGAACCAGUUCAGUGACAGGUCACGUAAAAACACAGUUAAUAGCCCAUGACAAAGAAGUUUAUGAUAUUACUUUCAGUCGUGCUGGUGGUGGUCGUGAUAUGUUUGCCUCGGUGGGUGCUGAUGGCUCAGUCAGAAUGUUCGAUUUACGACAUUUGGAGCAUUCAACCAUAAUAUAUGAAGACCCGCGACAUACACCACUUCUCCGUUUAGCGUGGAACAAGCAAGAUCCCAACUAUUUGGCUACAGUUGCAAUGGAUGCUACAGAAGUUAUAAUACUAGAUGUGAGGCUCCCAUGUGUACCUGUUGCACGGCUUAAUAACCAUAGAGCAUGUGUUAAUGGUAUAGCCUGGGCACCACACUCGUCUUGUCACAUAUGCACGGCAGGUGAUGAUCAUCAGGCCCUUAUCUGGGAUAUUCAGCAAAUGCCCCUGGCAAUAGAAGAUCCAAUUCUUGCCUAUACUGCUGCUGAAGGAGAAAUUAAUCAGAUACAGUGGGGUGCAACACAGCCUGAUUGGAUAGCCAUUUGCUACAAUAAAUGUCUAGAAAUUCUACGUGUAUAAACUGUUACAUACUUAAUGUAUUUCAGCAGUUAUUAAGCUAUUUCACAACACACUAACCAGGAAAAGUUUGUAACUUAAAAAUUGUGAUAUUUACUUUGUACAAAUAAGAUUUUAAAUCAUAUCGUUCCAAUAUUGAUAUCUUCCAUUAAAAUAAUACUCUGUACGUAUCACUGUUAUAAAUAUAAAUUUAGAAUUCAUUGACUAUGCAUUUCUAAGUUAAUUUCUGUAUGAAACUUGGCACUGAUAAAAUGGAGUUGAUUGUAACUUUUAGAACCCAUAUCAGAUCUUGCUCAUUUAGCAAGCUGUAGUUAGCACACACGGUGUAUUUUGUGAGAAGUCUGGCAUGACAAAUCUGCAAGAUUGAUAAAAGAUAAAAAUGGUCUCUGUGACUAGAAAAAAAUGUAAUGAUGUAAUGAGAGAAGUAGAUAUUCAGUAUACAUAUUUUGGCAGUGUGGAUUCUCUUUGCAUCAUACAUUUCAGGAAUAAAAUAGGUAGAUCAUGCAAAGUUCGUUAUUUGUAUUGCAAUUUCAGUGCCAAAUGUGUCUACUAAAUGUUGUAUGAGUUAAAUGAAAGUGUCAUUACCUUUACUAAUCAUAUUUAUAGGUUACAUUUUUGAAUCAGUCAGCACAGUAUGGUAAAAAACACAUGUAACUUGGACAUAUUCUGUAGAGUAUGCUGUAACAUCUGUGAUGUUAUGAUGUAAAUUUAACUGAUCUACCCUGUGUAUCCAGUACAUGCAUAAGCAAACAAAGCAGAAUUAUGAAUUGUAAGAUAACACAGUUAUCAUCUGUAUAAUAUAUAGGUAACAGACCAUUACAUUUCCUGAGAAACAGAGAUUUAUUACGUAUAACUAAAUUAUUCCUGAAUUUAACUUCAGCAUUUAUGUUCUUUAAAAAGGUCACAUAUUUUUUGUAAGAUUUGGUGAGAUGAAAACUAAUGACUAUACAACUAGUAUUACAUGUAACUAGCAGACAUUGUGUGACACUUGUAUAAAAUAUGACCAUAUCAAACUACAAUAUGGAAUUAAAAGUAGUGUUGCUGAAAUCAAGUGCUUUAAUGCAUUACGAAUACACUGUAUUUUGCUUCACAAUUGAAAUAUGUAGAUAUUCUUAUAAUCUAAAUAGUUUCAUUAAAAUUUGAGCAAAUGUGUACUGUCUUCAAAAGUGUAGGUGAUAACAGAUAUCAGUGGAUGUUUGUCAACUGCGAUGAACGUAAAUCUCAUUUUCUUGGAGCGUUUAUGUAACUGCUCUGGAUAGAUGGCAGUCUUUAUGUGAGAGAUUAUUCUUAUUCCUGUGUUUCUUCUUUCAUAUUUCUCAUGAGAAACUUUCAGAAUUUAACUAUCCUACAUUAACUAAUAUAGUAUAUUCUCUGAUCUCAAGAUAGGUCCAAACAUUUCUUGUUGGUUCACACCUUUCAGUAAAUUUAUGUUUCUGUCCUUUCUAUAGUGUGAAUUUUAAUUAUGGAUUUUUUUUUUUUUUUUGCUCAGACAAUGAUAUAUCGUAGUUUAGCCAGCCAUAGCAAAUGCUAAAUCAUAAAUCAGUGUAUCAUGUUGAACUCUUUUAGUGCCUGAUGAAUCACAUUUGCAUUGAUAGUGCAUAUCUGUUUUCGUAAAAUUGUUCUGUGUCAUGUUGGUACUGGUACCAACAUUUCAACUGCUUUUGCAAAUGGCAAAACUGCAACAAAAUUUUACAACAUGGCAUGGUCUGUAACCCAGAGCAAUAUUAUGAAAAUUGACACAGGCUAUGAAAUGCUACAAAAUCACAGUUGUAUCCAGCCUUGAGCAAAGUUUUAUAUGUUCUAAAAGUAGAUUAGUCCCUCAUUAGAUUAUCAGUUCAUAUUCUAAAAGAGGAUUUCACUUGUCAGAGAAAUAGAGGAGGUGAUAACAUUUGACAUUGUUUUGAGUGAGUGUAUUGAAUGAUGUUUCCCUUGUUGUUUCUUCAAUUUAUUAGAAGUUAAGUAUUGUUCUUUCUUAUUCUUGUCAUGUAAGCCUUGUAUGUUGGUUAAUCAGUUCAAGUAUGAUGUACCAGUACAUUGUGUGAUAUGUCAUUGAUUUUACAAGAGCUGCCAUUUACAUAUGGUCAUUUGUAGCAACAUUCAGACUGUUAACAGUGCUGCAUGUGAUUUCGUGUAAUUACAUAUGUGCAUAUGCAAACCACUCAUAUCUAGUCAAAAAUUAGUAUAUAGCAGAGAAGGGAUUCACUAAGAGGAACAAUCUGAAUAUGCUUAGGAAAGUAUUUUUGCGAAUUGUCAUAUAUUUUUUAAUACUCGGCAUUGUAAUUGAGAGGGAUUCAGUGGAUAAUAGUUAGGCAGUUUGUUUAUUACAAUAAUGUAUUUAUAUGCUCUUAUCUUGUGUUUGAGCUAUGUUGAGUUGUUAAUAAAGUCUUAAAUUGAAAGUUG